UCUUACAGCUGACACUCCCUUGAUCGUUACCAUUCUGGCCUUCCCAUAAAACCUAGCUAAGAGCAACGGCGCAUUUUUUGUCGGAAGCAACCUCUCUUUGAUUAUCAGUACGCGCACGGAAGCCAAUGUCAUGCCUAGUCCGCCGAGCCGUUUUGAAUCUCCGAUCAAACCUCACCGGAACUCGUCACCUCUGGACUGCCGGUUCUAACGCCACCGGACUCUAUGGUUUUCAUCAAUUGAAGUCUCCUCAAGGCUUUCAACGUUUCGUCGACGAUGCUAUCGAAAGGUCAGGGGAACUUGUUGAUUACAUAGCUGGAAUGCCAUCUUCGAAAGAAAUUUUGCAGGCGAUGGACGAGAUAUCGGAUACAGUCUGUACGGUUCUUGAUUCUACAACACUCUGCAGGCAAACUCAUCCGGACAGGUUACUCAUAGUUGGAAUUUGUUCAAGAGGCAACAAAGGCAUCAAUGAGAAUGAACGAAUAUCUACAUGUGAGUUACUAAACACGAACCGGAACCUAUACAAUGCUGUGGCAAAAGCUGAGCAAGAUAAAUCUCUGCCUACUGAGGAAGAUAAGAGGGCUGCCUAUCACCUGCGGUUUGACUUUGAGAAGGGUGGAGUUCAUCUAUGUAGUGACAAAUUGGAUAGAGUUAACAAGCUAAAUGGGGAUAUUGCUCAACUCUGUAUGGAGUUUAGUGAAAAUAUAGACAAUGAUCCAGGUCAUGUGGACGUUCCAGCGUCAGUUAUACCAAAACAUCUGCACCAUCUAGUGAAACCAAUCAAAAGAUACAAAUCAUUGGGGUCCACCAGUAGACACAAGGAGAAGGAAUUUCGGAUAGUUACUGAGCAGAAUACUCUGCACUCAAUUCUGCAACAUGUACCUGAUGAUAAGGUUAGGAAGAUUGCAUACGCCCGAGGAAAUUCUGUCCCACAUGCAAACCUUGCUGUUCUCGAUAAGCUCAUAGCUGCCCGCCAUGAGCUUGCUCAGAUUGUCGGCUAUAAAUCGUAUGCGGAAUAUUGUAUGCAGUUGAAUUUGUCUUCGAGCCCUAAUGCUGUUUUUAAUUUUCUUCUUGAGAUGAGCGAAAUGGUGAGGCCCAUGGCCGAUGAGGAGUUCGAGGCUAUCUGGAAUUUUAAAAAAGAAAAAUUCGGUCAAGAUUGUGGAGAUCUAGAGCCGUGGGAUGAGACCUAUUUGACAGGAUUGAUGAAAUCUUCUGCUUCCGAGUUGGACUUCUCUGUUGUAUCGUCAUAUUUCCCUUUGUCACAAUGUAUUGAGGGCCUGAAAGUGUUAGCCGAGUCUUUAUUUGGUAUGACAUUUCGUAGUAUCCCUGUAGCACCUGGUGAGACAUGGCAUCCAGAUGUGCUGAAAAUGUCUCUAUAUCAUCCAGAUGAGGGCGACUUGGGGUACUUGUACCUUGAUCUGACUUCAAGGAAGGGCAAGUAUCCUGGCUGUGCACAUUAUACCAUAAAAGGGGGUCGCAGGAUCUCGGAAUCAGACUAUCAACUUCCGGUUGUAGCCCUUGUAUGCAAUUUUUCAGAAUCACGUAAUUCAUCAACAGUAAGGCUAAGCCACUCAGAAGUAGAAACCCUAUUUCAUGAAUUUGGACAUGCCCUACAUUCGUUGCUUUCAAGAACAGAUUACCAACAUUUUUCAGGCACAAGAGUAGCAUUUGAUCUUGCUGAAACACCUUCAAAUUUAUUUGAGUACUAUGCUUGGGAUUACCGGGUGUUGAGGACAUUUUCAAAACACUAUUCAACUGGUGAACCUAUACCUGAGAAAUUGGUGGAGGCGCUGCAUCGAGCCAGAAAAAUGUUUGCUGCAACUGAGUUGCAACGCCAGAUUUUUUAUGCAAUGGUUGACCAAAAAUUUUUCGGGGAAGAAUUGUCUGUUCCAAAGGAUACAGUUGCUAUUUUUAGGGAUUUAAAGAUGCAACAUACAAGCUGGAAGCAUAUGGAGGGCACACAUUGGCACACGCGAUUUACCCACCUACUAAAUUAUGGGGCAGGUUAUUAUACCUACUUAUAUGCCAAGUGCUUUGCUGCAACCAUAUGGCAAAAAAUAUGCAAGGAUGAUCCGCUAUCACGUGCCACCGGGUCUGCAAUUAGAAUGAGAUUAUUGCAGCAUGGUGGAGCCAAAGACCCAGCAGAUCUGUUGAAUGACCUUGCAGGUGAUGGAAUUUUGUCAAAGUUUGGUGGGGAUGUUGUUCCUGAUGUAAGUAGUCUAUAUGGUGAACUGGGAUUGCGGAAGAGGUAACAUUAAGGCAAGAGCCAUCUGUAACAACUUUUAUAGCAACAUUAAUCUGUUAUAUGUAGUCUGUUAUUGUAUCAACAGAUAGGAUGUAGGUAGAUAUUAACGAUUUUGAAUAAUUAUUCUUUUUACAACUGAAAGCAUAAUUCUAACUGGAUAAAAGAAAAUGUAUUUCCAUGUA
Molecule: messenger RNA, 2424 nt
Organism: Daucus carota subsp. sativus
Lineage: Eukaryota; Viridiplantae; Streptophyta; Magnoliopsida; Apiales; Apiaceae
Product: mitochondrial intermediate peptidase, mitochondrial
Exons: 17
Coding region: 126-2249 (707 amino acids)
Biological process (GO): proteolysis; peptide metabolic process
Molecular function (GO): metalloendopeptidase activity
Source: RefSeq, a predicted model, not a curated record